Molecule: messenger RNA, 609 nt
Organism: Rotaria sordida
Lineage: Eukaryota; Metazoa; Rotifera; Eurotatoria; Philodinida; Philodinidae
Source: the annotation of a GenBank genome assembly
AUGUCAAUACGUAUUGGAAAAGUUACGGGAAAGAAAAUUCCUAUUCGACAACCGUCACCAGAAAUACCUUCACCAGUGAAAGUUAUUAAAACAAAUAUUAUUGAUGAUAAUAUUGAAAAUAAAAUACCAAUUGAUAAUAUUGAAAUAAAACAUAAUCCAUUAUCAAUUAAUCUUAAUGAAAAUAAAAUUGAUAUUAAUCCGAUGACAAUUUUUUUAGCUAAUGGUCAACCAUUAUUAACAAAUUUUGAAGAAAAAUAUUUAAUCGAUAUUAUAUUAAAAACAUCAAAUAAAGAUAUUGAAACAAUUCUAGAAGAAAAAAUUCAUUUUAUUCUACAAAUGAAUUAUCCUACACAAUCAUCAUUAUUUAAAUUAAAUCUACAUUGGAUAUUUGAUUUUAUUCUUAAACAUUUUCAAACUUUAAUCAAUCAUAUAAAUUCUUCACAAUUAUUUGAAAAAUUAUUAAAUAAAAAUUUCGAUAGAAAUAAUUCAAUAAUCGCUUUUAAACAUUGGCAAUUAAAAACACUUGUUAAUGAACAUUCAAAACAACAAAAACAAUCGACUACUUCACAAAAACGUCGAAUGACUGUUCGACGUAUUGACUUUGAUUAG